AACGGUCUGUAAAGUCACUCCCUCUCGUUUUGUUCUCCCGGUGAAGUGGAGUGGCCCUUUCAAAUACAUCAUCCGUUGUUGUGUGAGACGAGUGGACUUGGAAGCAGGUCAAUGUGCAUGGAAAUUUUAAGCUCACAGAAAGUAAUUGGUGACUGCUGCAUGACUGUAGGCCUUGCUGUUGAUUUGUUUCUAAAGCACUGAAAACCGGGUAUUGUACGGUCUUUAAAGCAUACUGGUGUUCCAGCCUGGGCCCCAGCCAUGUCUCAGGGGCCUCCCUCCCGGCUCAUACAGACCCUCAGGAAAUCUCCUGCAGUGUUGCGGCGCAGGCUUCGUAAGGGCCGCAUCCAAGACCUGUCCCAGGGUGAUCCCCUGUUUAAAGUUCACUACUUGGGCACAGCAAAAAUCUACUCCCUGGAUUUGGAGCAGGCCCAAGGGGCUUUAAGUCAGCUACUCCUACAGGCUCCAGAGAAACUAACCAAGGACCACGCUCUUGUGGUACGCCAGCGCUAUGUGGAGGUGAAAGAGAUCAGCACAGGCAGGCAGCUGGCCAAGACCCACCUCAGAGAUAUUGCUUACUGUGCUGCGGACCAGGAGCGUCCAAACGUGUUUGUGUAUAUAUGCAGGCAGCAAGCCCAGCAGCUGCAGUGUAGAGUGUUCUGGUGCAGCAGGUCUGAGAGAGCCAAGGACAUCACUGCCUGUCUGGCUCGCUCCUUCCAAAGAGCACUGAAAGACUGGCAAGCAAGGGAGGCCAACCACACGCAGGGGGUGGGAUCAGAGAAUGGCCUAUCAGUGGUCCCGGAUCUCCAGCUGAACACGUCGAAGCCGGCAGCAGACCUCAAUAAAGGUCGCCGGAAGAAGAGGGACAUGAUCUCUCGGGCAGUGAGGAGAAAGACCAGCCGUGCUGAUCACUCACAGUCAUCAACUACGGUCUGACACUCAACACAGGUUUUGCAAAGCUUAGCAACCUGCCCAUCGGUGGACGCUACGGUAACUAUCUGCCCAUUUGUUGAUGCUGUGGUAACCAGCUGCCCACAGGCACAUAUUGAUUCUAUGAUGGCAACACGGACUACUCCAGAUGACAAUCACUCGUGGAGCCAUAAACAGGAGCCCUGAUCAGAAAACAGCAUUUCUUCAUGUUCAUCCAACUGCCAUCGAAUGCAAUAUCUGUAAAAACUAACUUUGUUUUAGUCAUCCUUGAAAUGUUUUAUACAGGCCCAGUUAUAAAACAUUUCCCAAGCAGGUCUUGUGAUGGUGUGUGUGUGUGUGUGUUAGUGUUCAAAACCACAUGCUGACAUCAGAUUCAGCUUCUCCAUUUUUAGCUUUUCUAAACAGAAAAAAAAACACAUCAAGAUCUCACACAGUGUAAUUUACUUGGCUGCUGUUUUCACAAUCUUGUUUCACCGCAAGAUAACACUCAGCACAUCCUCAGACAGAUAGGCAAGUCAUCUACUUAGUUAUUUUGUUUUACAUCAGCUCAAAUUAUAUACUAUUAAGCAAUACACAGACUUGCUAUUCUGAAACAGCUGUUACAUUUGUAAAAUGGCAUUCCAUGAUUGAAGUUAUGUACAGUAAAUUGAUGUUUAACAGUGAUUAAAGCACACUACUGUUCUGUAUAUCAGCUUCCAUAUCAGUACAUACUCCCACCACAUCCUGCAUUUAGGCAGCGUUUCUAUACACACAGCAGUCAGGGAACACAUAUUAGGAAUGAAAAAAACGAUUCAUAUUUUGGUUAUACAGAACAUAAUAAUCCAGCAGUAACAUAUAUAUUA
This is a messenger RNA of Osmerus eperlanus (European smelt), 1769 nucleotides long. RefSeq lists its product as uncharacterized. The coding region runs from base 259 to 933 and encodes 224 amino acids. The transcript has 3 exons. NCBI's taxonomy places the organism in Eukaryota, Metazoa, Chordata, Actinopteri, Osmeriformes, Osmeridae. The record is from RefSeq and is a predicted model, not a curated record.